This is a messenger RNA of Chanos chanos (milkfish), 4147 nucleotides long. RefSeq names its product transmembrane protein 94 (gene tmem94). Bases 1 to 4110 code for a protein of 1369 amino acids. The transcript has 31 exons. NCBI's taxonomy places the organism in Eukaryota, Metazoa, Chordata, Actinopteri, Gonorynchiformes, Chanidae. The record is from RefSeq and is a predicted model, not a curated record.
AUGGAGCUGCAGGAUAAGAAGCAGGAGGAGGAGCCCACUCCACUUGGACUUUCCACUGCACAGGCACUGGGAACUCUACGAGACCAGUUGGAAAGUUUACUGGAGCAGCACCAGAAAUUUGGCCGACGUCGGUACACUCUGAAGGAGCUGUGGUCCAAGAGUUUCCUUCACCAUAACAACCGUCACUCUUGUUUUCAUUGGCCGGGAGCGGCCCUCACGUUGCUGGUGGUGUUUGGGCUGCUUUGUUGCCAUGGCAGCCAGCCCCGGGGCAGCCUUGGUAUCGAGCUGGUGAAUGCAGGAGCACUUCUCCUCCUCCUCCUGCUGAACCUCCUCCUGAUUGGGCGGCAACAGAAACUCAAGAGAACUGAGAUGGUCCGCAGACUCAAAACGAUCAUCAAACAGCUAAACGAUCAUCUUGAAGGAUGUCCGGGACAGCCAGUCCGCUGGGCUCCCUCCCUUUACCCAGACCUGUACACGCCCCCUUCCCCGUCCUGGUCCCUUCAUUGGACAUAUCGAGAUGAGCAAUUGGUCAAUCUGCCUGUCAGUCUGCUGGUAGAGGGUGAUGUCAUCGCCCUGAGACCGGGCCAGGAAGCCUUUGCGUCUCUCAGAGGCAUCAAGGACGACGAACACAUAGUUCUGGAGCCAGGAGACCUCUUCCCUCCAUUCUCUCCUCCUCCGUCCCCGCGGGUGAACGAAAAGAGGGGAGCCCACACCCCCCAGCAGUUCCGUCUCUUCAGGGUGGUCCGCACCCCCAUCCUGGACAGCGUCAGGAACAGUCUGGAUCUGGUCCUCUCUCGGCCAAUCACAGCCCUGGAUAACGAACGCUUUACGGUGCAGUCCAUCAUCGCAAAAUACGCCAGCCCAGCCGUCCUGGUGGCAUUCUUCACAGUUAACACUAUACGGUACUUUUGUGACUUUCCAAGUCUCUCCCCUGGAGCCUUCAACUUCAUCCAGCUACAGUUGAUGGGAGUCUUGCCCAUUCUGCCUCUGCUGUUUCCUGUCAUGUGGAUCCUGGUCAAUGCUUAUGGAGAGGCCCGGGUGUUAGCCGAGUCCAGCCGCAACUCCCCCACUGGACUGCUUGCUAAGUUCUCUGAGGACACUCUAAGCAGCUACACGGAAGUGGUGUCCUCCCAGGAGAUGCUGCGGUGUGUGGGGAGAAACCUGGUCAGUGUGUUGAAAGGAGAGUCCCAGACGCUGUGCUACACCUCCAGCCUGCUCCACAACCUGGGCUCCGUCACUGUCUUGUGCUGCGUCGACAAACAGGGCAUUCUGUCCUGGCCCAACCCCAGCCCGGAGACGGUCCUGUUUUUCAGCGGCCGGGUCGAACCGGCCCACGACAGCCAGGAUGACCUCAGAGACGACCUCUCCGUCAGCUCCCUCUGCCGGAUAGAGGGAGAGAUGGACAGAGAUGAGGCUCAGGAAGGAGAGGCCCUUUUGUGCCCGCCCACCGUGGAAGCCUCCGUUUACACGGCCAAUGAGCAGGAGCCGAGCGAGGCGUCACAUGACACGGGCCGCUCCUCCAAUACGCAGCGCUCUCGCCGCGCCCCUCAGGGUACACGCACCAAACACCCGUCAGGAUCCAACGUCAGCUUCAGCCACGACACGGAGGGCGGGGAGGACGACCUCGCGCAGCUGGUAGGAGCAGGUGACGGAGUGUGUUGUGAGGCGGAGGAUUUUGUGUGUGAUUAUCAUCUGGAGAUGCUGAGUCUGUCCCAGGACCAGCAGAACCCGGUCAGCAUCCAGUUUGACGACUCGGGCUGGCAGGGUCACCUGUCCUCUCUGAAACCGCUGGGUCUGAACAUCCUGCUGAACCUGUGUAACUCCAGCGUCACUCAGCAGCUGUGUCGUUUUUCUGACCACCUGUCCAACCUGGCCCUGCAGGAGAGUCACGGCUCCGUACUCCCCGUGCACGUGCCCUGGGGUCUGUGUGAACUCUCACGCCUUAUAGGUUUCACCCCUGGUGCCAGGGAGCUGUUUAAACAGGAGAACCACUUGGUGCUGUACCAGCUGCCCAGCGGAGAGAAGGCCAAAGAGUGUGCCCCUCGACGCUUACAUCACUUCACCAAACGCCAACCACCAAUCAGCCACCUGAUCAGCCUCCUGGUCCGGGACAGCACCACCAAUAAUGUCCAGAUGCUGUCACAUGGCUCUGCUGACCUCAUCUUGGAGGCCUGCACAGACUUCUGGGACGGCGCUGAUAUCUACCCCCUCUCUGGCUCUGACAGGAAGAAGGUUCUUGAUUUCUACCAGAGAGCCUGUCUGUCAGGGUACUGCUCUGCAUUUGCCUAUAAACCCAUGCAGGUGGCGCUGUCUCCUCAGCUCAAUGGGAAGUGUGUGGAGCUGGCCCCUGGCCCCGCCCUCUUCUCGGGGGUGGAGCUUCCCAACACCACGCCCAUCAAACACAGCAGCCGCAGAAACAGCUGGAGCUCAGAUGAGGGGAUAGGUGAGGGCGUGGACCGGGAGGACUGUGUGCAGGCGUUGAGUGGUCAGAUCUUUAUGGGAAUGGUAUCGUCCCAGUUCCAGGCCCGACUGGACACUGUCAGACUGAUAGAGUCACUGGUCACAGCCUGUAUCCGAUUCGUCUAUUUCUCCAUGGAAGAUGAACUGCGUAGCAAGGUGUUUGCGGAGAAGAUGGGUCUAGAGACAGGGUGGAACUGUCAUAUCUCUCUGACUCCUAACGGUGACGGACAGUGUGAUGGAGCACCUUCCAGUCCCAGCCAGGCAGGAUCCCUACACGACGACCUGCUCCAUGACUCGCGGGACGAUGCAGAGGGGCCGUUACUCCCAGAGGAUGAAGGCCAGUCGGAUCUGGCCAGCUUCCAGCCCACAGACAGUGACGUUCCCAGUUUCCUGGAAGACUGCAACAGAGCCAAGCUGCCUCGUGGGAUCCAUCAGGUGCGUCCUCACCUGAAGAACAUUGACAAUGUGCCGCUGCUGGUGCCACUCUUCACUGACUGCACACCCGAGACCAUGUGUGAGAUGAUGAAGAUCAUGCAGGAGAACAGAGAAGUGACCUGUUGUUUGGGAAGCUCAGCAAACUUCCGCAACAGCUGUUUGUUCCUUCAGAGUGACCUCAGUUUGUCCUUGGACCCGCUGUACCCGUCCCGUUGCUCUUGGGAGACGUUUGGUUACGCCGCGGGCUGUGGACAGAGAGAGGACCGGGACGCUCUCACUCCGCUCAGCCUGUCUGCCAAUCUCAACAGUCUGGCCUGCUCCGUGUCCUUCCACCAGGGAGAGAGUGUCAGCAUCGUCAAACUCAUCGAACAGGCCAGACACACUACUUACGGCAUUAGAAAGUGUUUUCUGUUCCUGCUGCAGUGUCAGUUGACUCUGGUCAUCAUUCAGUUCCUGGCAUGUCUCACACAACUUCCUCCUCCCAUGAACAUCACGGACAUCCUCUGGCUUUCCUGCUUCUGCUUUCCCUUACUAAGUGUGUCUUUCCUGGGGAAGCCACCUGACAAUUCCGUGAUGACAGUUGCCACAGGAAAGAAUUUAGACGACAUUCCCAGAAAGACUCAGCAGUACUUCCUGGGCUGGUUCCUGAUGAAGUUUGGCUUGACGGUGUGUGUGUACCUACUGGGGUUUGGCUUCUCCCUGCAGGAAGUGUGUAACCUGGCAACAAACAUCACUACAUCUGACAACAAUACUGUCACCUGCUCUGCCAUCCUCACCGCGAGCUCUACGCCUGGUGCCCCUCAGUGGUUCAGUGAAUUCUCUAACGGACUGCUGAUCAUUCAGAAAGUCAUGGCAGGGUUCCUGGCUCUGCACACAGUGGUGAUCUCUCUGAGUUAUGUGCAUCGCUCUCAGCCCCUGUGGAGAAGGAACCCGUUCAGUAACACAUGGUGGUGUCUCACUGUGCCUGUGGUGCUGUCAGGGCAGGUGGUCCAGGCUGUUGUGGAUUAUCAUCUGUGGCAGGAUCGGGAGUCUCCAGUCAUCUUUACCCUGAGUCAUGUGCCUCUGGUGGUCUGGCUACUGGUGUCUCUGUCUGUCGUAUUGGUGGUACUGGUCAAUGAGGCUGUCAAACUCCACGAAAUCAGGGUGCGAGUGCGAUACCAGAAACGACAGAAGCUCCAGUUUGAAACCAAGCUUGGGAUGAAUUCUCCGUUCUAAGCGACGUUGGGUUAAAGUGAGAGGGAAGCCCCUGUGC